AUGCUAUGCUACUACAUAUAUGCAACUAUUACCAAUCCACCUGUUCCACGGCCAUGCUACGUUACUAUAUGCUUCUAUUACCCAUGCAGCUGUUCCACGGCCAUGCUGUGCGCGGCCAUCAUGACGCAGCAUUGGGAGCACGUGUCGUGGGAACGCGCCGCCCUGGCAGCAUUGGCCAACGCCUCAAACACCGCUAUACAAUGGCUGCUAGACGAGAAAGUUGUUAAGAUUGAAGACUCAAAUCAGCGUAAAGGAGGCGGAACGUUCUUAGUUCCAAUGAACGGCGGCAUUUGGACUAUGUGCGUGUCUUUAGAAGAGGAGGAAGUAUCAAUAUUAUCCCGAGCGGGUUUCCCUAAACAGCCGCUAUGCACAAAUUACUUGGCGGAUGGUGAUGACGAGGAACAGAGAGGUGAUUGGCAACAUCGUAUGCAAAAUCUGUCAAUAUCGUGCGCCCUGGUGUGUCUCAUAGUGUUGGUGAGCGCGGCCCUUGUCGGCGCCUUCGGUGUGUGUAAACAUCAGAUUAGCGCCGUACUUGUCACAGGAGUGAUGUAUCUAUUAGCUGGUCUGUUCGCGAUGUUCACGCUGAUGAUAAUCCACUUGAAGCGAGCUCGUGUGUCUCUAAGACCGUUGGACGGCGAUGGAGUCAUCGGUCCACGACACCCAGCCCUUCCAUUACUGACUGCGAGGGAGUUUAACACUUCUUGGUCACUAGAACUUGGUUGGGGCGGCGUAGUACUAGCGACAACCGCUUCGUUACUAUGGAUUCUGCUGUCCAAGAUCAUGAGAUAUAACCCUAUAUUGGGAAUGAUAUAA
Messenger RNA from Danaus chrysippus (African queen), 813 nucleotides. Lineage: Eukaryota; Metazoa; Arthropoda; Insecta; Lepidoptera; Nymphalidae. The record is from the annotation of a GenBank genome assembly.